This is a messenger RNA of Aureobasidium pullulans EXF-150, 823 nucleotides long. RefSeq lists its product as uncharacterized. Lineage: Eukaryota; Fungi; Ascomycota; Dothideomycetes; Dothideales; Saccotheciaceae. Bases 151 to 705 code for a protein of 184 amino acids. The transcript has a single exon. The record is from RefSeq and is a predicted model, not a curated record.
CAAAAUUUAUCAGUAUUCUAAGGAGUUCCGAAUGUUCGUAUACUCCAUACUAUUGUAGUUUUAUUGUAAGAGUUGGAGAAAGUUCCGUAUGCGUGCGCCUGGGCGCGCCAGCUUCGUCGAUCGUUGCUAACAAACACAUGACUGAGCUCUAUGUACUAUCUCAUGUCUGCGGCAGACAUUCUAUUGCCUGUCCUGGCCUAUCACGUGCAGCUUGAUUUUCACUUGCUCAGUCACCAGUUUGCAGUCGAGAGAUUGAUUUUGGUCUUGGUUCAAGAGGGAGUUAGCAGGUUGGCGGUUGGGCUGGAGGGAAUUACUGCAACUAAGCCUACUAUGGACCGAACUGGUACGACAGCUGCCGCAAGCCUUAACCUCGCAAGUGCCCUUGGACCUGGGAAGAAGAUAUAUGAUAGAGGAAGGACGCCGGUCGUCAAGGGAGAAAUCGAGGCUGAGAUCAAUCAAGACUCGACUGACAACCAUGUUGAUGCUCCUACUCCGCCCAGAUCUCUUAGGGCACAACAGUCGCGACCUUCAUCUCCCACACCCUCUCGUCCAAAUACCGACAUCUUCAAGCAAUUCGCAAUUUUCAGUGCAGCAAAGCAAACCUCUCAUCGUGCCUCAUCUUCUGCAACUCGCUCAUCGGAUUUUCCACCCCGCAGAUCGCGAACAAGGUGUGCGAGAAUUACGGGCCGAUACGACAAUUGGUAGCGAAUGUGCAUGCGUAGGCUUUGAUGUUGACGCCGGUGAGGUUGUAGCGAUGAAGAGCCCAGGGCGAGACAAGCGAGUUUCGAUAGCGAAUACGACGUUCGCGACCGACGGAGUAGCG